AUGCAACUUUCUUCCCAGACUGAAUUGACCGGGAAACACAACAUGGACAACAGCACUGCUGAAACUCCCCAUAGGGCUGCAACAUGCAAUGAGACUUGGCCCACUCAGUUGCCAAGCUCUGAGUUUUCCCUGGGCUUGUUGGUGCUGCUGGCUUUCCUCAUGGUGUUGCUAGCUCUGGUCACCAUCCUUGGAAACAUGCUGGUGAUCCUUGCUUUCAUCAUGGACAGAAACCUCAGGCAUCGGAGUAACUAUUUCUUUCUGAAUCUUGCUCUUUCUGACUUUGCAGUGGGUGCAUUCUGUAUGCCUUUGUACAUCCCUUAUGCCCUGACAGGGACGUGGCACUUGGGAAGAGGCCUGUGCAAGACCUGGCUUGUUCUGGACUAUCUCGUGUGCACAGCUUCAGUGUUUAACAUUGUCCUUAUCAGCUACGACCGUUUCCUGUCAGUUACAAAAGCGGUCUCUUACAGAGCCAAGCAGGGAAUAACUUCCACCCCUGCCAUCAAGAUGGUGGCCAUCUGGGUCUUAGCCUUUCUCCUCUACUGCCCAGCAAUCCUCUUUUGGGAGCAAGUGGAUGGACACAGUGUGGUAGGAGCAGAUCAGUGCUAUGCCGAGUUCUUCAACAACUGGUACUUCCUCCUGUGUGCGUCCACCCUGGAGUUCUUUGUGCCACUGCUCCUGGUGGCCUACUUCAACAUGCACAUCUUCCACAACAUCCAGAGGCGCCAGCGGCAUGGCAGCGUGCAGGACUGUGAACCACCAAGGAGCAGCAGCCUGUCCUGGAGAUUUUGCUUCUUGCCAAGAUUAGGAGCAUCUUCUCCUCCAUCUGAAGCAGAGGACAGUGUUUCAUCACUGAUGAGGUCACGAAAACCAGCAGUGACGGCCAACUCUUCAUCUCCAACAGAAACAAAUCCUAUAGCUCUCAAAAGGAACUUUUCUGUUUCUUUCCAAUCAAGGACUGGGUCCAAACUGCAGCGGGAUAAGAGAAUCGCAAAGUCGCUUGCCGUAAUUGUGUGUAUGUUUGCCAUAUGCUGGGCCCCAUACUCUUUGCUAAUGAUUAUUCGUGGGGCCUGCCAGGGAAAGUGCAUCCCUAACUCCUUGUAUGAAAUAACCUUUUGGCUUUUGUGGAUCAAUUCCUCUUUGAACCCAUUUCUUUAUCCUCUCUGUCAUAUGAGGUUUCGAAUGGCUUUCCUGAAAGUAUUAUGUCCCAAAAAGUUUGCAACAUUGAGAUCAGGUAACACACCUUCUUUAUAG
Messenger RNA from Acanthisitta chloris (rifleman), 1251 nucleotides. Its product is annotated as histamine H3 receptor-like. Bases 1 to 1251 code for a protein of 416 amino acids. The transcript is spliced from 3 exons. Gene Ontology annotation, cellular component: membrane. Lineage: Eukaryota; Metazoa; Chordata; Aves; Passeriformes; Acanthisittidae. Gene Ontology annotation, biological process: adenylate cyclase-activating adrenergic receptor signaling pathway. Gene Ontology annotation, molecular function: histamine receptor activity. The record is from RefSeq and is a predicted model, not a curated record.